This is a messenger RNA of Cyanistes caeruleus (blue tit), 888 nucleotides long. The record is from RefSeq and is a predicted model, not a curated record. Lineage: Eukaryota; Metazoa; Chordata; Aves; Passeriformes; Paridae.
GCGUACUGGCUCGUCAACCGGCCCCCGCCAGGAGCCCCUAACGUGCUGGAGCAGGGUCCCGAGCGCAGGAACUGCCACACCACCCGUGUCCAGCUGACCAAGAACAUGGAUUACUACAAGCGAGAGAUCGAGUACUGCAGGAAGGCCAUGGCCAGGACCAGGGUGAAGUCUUCCAUCUGCCUUGAGGGGUACAUCAAGUUCAACGAGCAGUAUGUGCCCCACGACCCCAUCAUGUCCGGCUGCCUGCCCAGCAACCCCUGGAUCACGGACGACACCACGUACUGGGCCAUGAAUGCCCCCACAGUGACGACCCCCACGAAACUGCGUGUGGAGCGCUGGGGCUUCAACUUCAGUGAGCUCAUCAACGACCCCCUGGGCCGGGCACAGCUCCUCGAAUUCCUCAAGAAGGAGUUCAGUGCUGAGAACCUGAGCUUCUGGGAGGCGUGUGAGGAGCUGCGCUACGGGGAGCAGUCCCGCAUCGCCGAGAUCGUGGACUCCAUCUACCAGCAGUUCCUGGCUCCCGGGGCCACGCGCUGGGUGAACAUCGACAGCAAAACGAUGGAGCGAACACUGGAGGGCAUCAAGACGCCCCAUCGCUACGUGAUGGACGAUGCCCAGAUGCACAUCUACAUGCUGAUGAAGAAGGACUCCUACCCACGGUUCCUCAAGUCGGACCUCUACAAGAACCUCCUGGCCGAGGCCAUCAUUCCCCCGGAGACCAAGAAGCGGGUCUUCCCCUUCAUGCGCAAACAGCGGCACUCCAGCCCCAGCCCGGCGCUGCUGCUGCCCGCGGGCGAUGCCGAGGAGAGGAGCAGGAGCCCUUCCACUGCAGCCGUCCCCGAGGAGGAGAGCUGAGAGCCGCAGCCUAACCCCUAACCCUAACCCAGC